CGAACGCCGGCGGACCUCCGUCUCCGACCCUUGACAGACGCGGAGGAGCGAGUGCGCUGCGGUGAGACGCCUCUCGGCCGAAACCCUGCGUGGACGCUAACGCGGCAGCGUUACGAGAAGACUUUUGUUGGGUUUUGUUGGUUUUUUUGGCUGUUGUUUUUUUUUUUUUUGGAACAGUUUUUGGGGCUUGCAUCGAGAGACACGCCGGCAAAAGUGGAUAAAUAGUUUGGGUAAACGCUGCCCCGAGCUCAUUCCCGCGAACGUUGGAUUACUUUGCCGAGAGUGUCAGGCCUGACAUCACCAUGUUACCUUACUUCCUACUCUUGUUCCUCUCCCCUGGCCUGGUGUUAUCCUCUGACUGCCCGGGAGACUGUUCCUGCCCUGUCCAGGACUCGAUAUUCUGCAUUCAUCGACCCUCCAGCAAUGUGCCCCGUGUCCCCACCACCACACGUGAACUCUACAUCUUCCACAACGGCAUCAACACUUUGACCCAAGAUGACUUCAAAGGCCUGGUGGAGUUGGCGAUGCUAGACCUGAGCCAGAAUGAGCUGACAGAGAUUCCAGAUGGUGUGUUUGAGAUGCUGUCAAAGCUGAAGAACUUGGACCUAUCCUCUAACCACAUUAUCCACAUUUCCAAAGACAGUUUUUCUGGGUUGGUCCAGCUUGAGAGGCUGUAUCUCCAUUCAAACCACAUUCAGAGCAUCCAUUUGGAAGCUUUUGAAGGUUUAGAGAUGCUACUGGAACUCAAGCUCCAAGGGAACCAGCUCACCUCUCUGCCAUCCCUUCAUCUCCCCAGGCUACUGCUUCUAGACCUCAGCUACAACAUCAUCCCAACCUUGGGACCCUCAGACCUCCAGACUCCCUACCUGGAAGCCCUUAAGGUGGCCUCUCUGGGGCUCACAUCUCUGGAUGAAGAUCUCAUAGCCUCCCUGGGGAACCUCCAUGAGCUCGACAUCUCUACGAACCAGUUAGCUGAGGUACCUCAGGCCCUAAAGCAAGACUCCCUCCAGGGCCUGAUCAAGCUCAGCCUGGCUGCCAACCCAUUUGGUGAGCUCAGGGUGGAGGACUUCCAGAAACUGACUGGACUUCAAGAACUGGAUCUCAGUGGACUUAAUCUCCAGGGAUUUCCCCACAGUUUCUUCCAGACCUUCCCCAGGUUGAUGCACCUGACAGCAGCUGAGAACCCAUUCAACUGCUUGUGUCCAUUAGCCUGGUUCCCUCUGUGGCUAAAAGAGAAAGGUGUGAAUCUUGGGAGGCCUGAGGAAACCAGAUGUCACUUCCCUCUAGUUAAUGCUGGGAAGAUGCUUUCAGCGCUGGAGCACAAAGAUUUUGGAUGUCCACCUACCACUACAGUGCAGAUUGGGUCCCCCAUUGGAAGUACUCCUGUUCCCCAGAUGCCUACCACAUCUCCUGAAACAACCCAUACCAAUGCUAUUCCUCCUCCUCGACCACCCAGUGAGGAAACUAUCUUCUCAAAAACUGACAGCUACCACCUUCUACAAGAACCUCCAGUCUCCCCUAGCUCAACUAGUGGGGAAUAUGAGAAGCAUAUCUGCCCACCAAACAUCUGCCUCAAUGGGGGCACUUGUAAUUUUGACCCAAUGGGUCAACUCAGUUGUCUGUGUCCCUCGGGAACCUUUGGCCUCUACUGUGAAAAUCUGGAUGAAGUUCCCGAGCCAACAAAACCUUCAGCAACAGAAGUGUCAGUACUUGCCCCUGUGAUGCCCGUUGAACUUGAUGCCAUCAGCUCACGGCAGGUGACCUCCACAUCUAUCCUUCUUGACCUGCACCGCUUCAUCGAGACGCGCCCAAACAUCCGUGGCAUCAGGUUGACCUACCGUAAUCUCUCAGGGCCUGACCGGCGCCCCAUUAUCCUGAGUGUACCUGCAUCUUACCCUGAGUACACUUUGCGUGGUUUAAGACCCAACUGCACCUACUCAGUAUGUGCCAGUCCCCUCGGUGAGAGAGUCAACUCUAGGGCCAACAGCUCUGUAGAAACAGGGUCGUGUACAGAAGCUCGCACCGAAGGGGUUCCACUGGCAUCCUUAGAGCCCAGGGUAGAGCCACAGAGCCAGGUAACGUAUACUCUGAUCCCUGCCCUGGCUGCUCUGGCAUUGGUGCUGGGGUUGGCUGUGGUGGCUGGGACGAUCAUGUGUCUGCGGAAGAGGAGACAAGCCAGGGCAGGAAUGGAGCUGGAGCUGGGCCCAGCUGAUCCUGAUCCCAUGGAACUGGAGGGGAUCAAGGCCUGUCUGGAGAAUGGGGGAAAUGGUACACUACCCCACAAACAGCCUGAGAUUGACCGCUGUCACACACCUCAGCCGCCUCCAUCAUUGCAACAAAAUGGGGGCUUGGACUAUGAGGUACCCCUGAUGCAAGGACACUGCCCAUCAAAUAACAAUCUAGCAUCCCUAAAGCCAUCUUAUUUCUAAGAUGCAAUAAAAUACAAACACUUGGAAAGAUUUUGGACAGAGUGGGCUUUCCCAUCAGGACUUGUGAGAUCCUGCUAAGGCUCACUUAGUGGUUAAAAUUCUAAUUUAGUUCAAAUUUCACACAUCCACAAUACGAAAAGUGGCACUUACUUAUUUGAACUUGUCUAAAUGAUAACACUACAGAAUGGAUCAUCUAUUUUAAAGAUACUAAAUGAUGAAUUUAAGAUUAUGUAGCGUAUUGGAAAUGUGCUAAACCACUAUGGGACAAUAAACAGGAUGAGGUUUAAAGUCAUCUAGCCGAGUUUGAUGAUGGUUAGACCUAACCAAGUAAUUAAACUAAGUGCAAUGACUAGAGGGAUCUUAGUAGCAAACGGAAGUGCCUUUUUGCAUUGACACAACUGUAAUCGAUGGCUCAUUUUUAAAAUUUCUUUGUUUAUAUAAAAGAAACUAUGCAAAUGAGCUGUAAUCUUGUUGCUGGAUUUGGGAGAUACAGUAAGGAGAAAUGCGCCUCACUGUUUGGGCUACAGAAGUGGAGGAAAUGACAGUGGUUUAAAUGAAAACAGAGAGGAAGAUGUAGACUUGCCUGGACCACACGUCCUGGUACAAAAUGGGGUUUCAACCAACUCCAAAUGCUCCAUGGGAAUAAUAAAAAGAACUUGCACUGAAAAAAAAAAUUCCUUUUCCUUUCUGAUGUCCCAGUCACGAACUGCCAGAAGACUGAUGGUCACAUAAGGAAAUGCAAUAACAACAAUACUUUACAAAGCUAGUAAUAGGUUGAUGACCAUAAAAGGUGCCCAACUCCAUAUUUUGCUGUUCACAUUAUCUAAUCAGAACAAAACAUUUCUCACAUGUGGAUUUGGAUUUUUCAGUGUCAACAGAUCUACAAUAAUUCUUUCCACACAUUCGAAAACGUCUGGCUCCACGGGAGAUAAAUUUGCUGUGAAAGAUAAAUGGACUGAAAGCCAUUGUGAAUGGACUUUGUCUGCAUUUUUCUGUGCCGUGACGAGAAGGCUGUUUUGUCUAGCGGAUAUCAUGAUAUUCUGUUUUUGUCAUGUGUUUUUUUUUGUUUGUUUUGUUUUUUAGUUUUUAUUGCGUUUUUCGCUGUUGAUGUCCAUUCAGUAUUUCUAUUAGUGUCAGUUGAAACAUCACUGAUUUUUCCCCUUGAAAAGCUUGCCUAAGUCAUCGUGGAUUUGAUCAUUUCCUAUUUCCAUUUUAGGUUACAUGUAGUUAAAACUUUCCUAAGCUCCUUGCAGUGAGUGUAGAAGUUAAUACUAGUUUAAGUUCUUGAGACCAGCACUACAAGUCACCAGCAAUAAUCAAAUAUCUAAAGGGUUUUAAUGAAAAGAUUAAAUUAAUACUCUGUUAUCUUGAUAUUGUGUACGAAAUGCUUUUUCGCCAACUCACAGUAUAUCUGAGGAACUUACCAAAUGAAUCUAACUGUCAAGUGUCAGACACUUGAUUCUCUCUGCGAGGUCUGCCAACGCUUCAUAAAGGACAUGGUUAAGACAAGCCUCAGACUGUUUUUGACUGUCAAAGCUCCCAAAACUGUGUUCAAGGCCUUUUGCCACAGAGCCCACUCCUAUAGAGUGGCACGCGCGCGCGCCGAGAAAAGAACAAAAGUUCAAAGAGAAUCAAGGCGAUUUGCUGUGAGUGUCAGUAAGUUUCGGGCACUAGUUGUUUCCUCUCUGCGCCUCUGGACGUAUCGUUUCUGAGAUAUGGUCUAGAAAGUGGUUCCCCUGUAGCUUUUUGUCAUCUCACACCCUCUCUCUGGUUCUCUGUCCCUCCACUUUAACUAUCCAGUGUGUUUUUGCUCAACAACGAUUAUUGGCCUGUGUGUUUGGAGACUGUUUUGCUUGUUUACUGCCAACCAGACUGUGAAAUGUGCCCUUCUUAAGUAUUUAUUCUUUUUUUCCUGUCUGGGCCUGGGAAUGUCACAAGCUUUUAGUGUUACUUUUCUUUUUUUAUAUAUAUAUGUUUUCCCCCAAAAAAGAUCAUGAAAAAGAAUCUUACACUGCUCAGUAUAAGAGGUUAACAGAGAUGUGAAUUAGCGACAUCGGUGCAGAGCCUUAAGGGGGUCUUCUAGAGGGCCUUUAUUUUGCCCAGAAGACAUUGCAUUAUUUACAUUACAAACUAAAAAUGAAGAAACGUGAAAUGUAAUAUGAUCAAUUUAGCCAGGUUAAAAAAAAAAAAAAAGAAAAAAAGCCCCUCCUUGUUUUCUUGGUUAUCUAACAGCCAAAAGCGAAGAUGACUGGGUGUUAUCAGUUGGUUUGUUCAGGUGUGUGUGUCUUUUUUCCCUUCUUUCUUUCUUUUUUUUUUUUUUUUUUUUUGCUUCCUCAUCUAGAGUAUGUCUUCUUUAUAAUUGAGUCCAUGCACUACACUCCAGCACUGUCCAAAAUCAACUUACCAUUCUUUGGCUUCACCACACUCUUCACUCUGUCAAUAUUCCAGUAUAAACACAGACGCAGAUGCUCAUAUAUCUGCUUCCCCCCAAUAUAUCAACUGGAAGACUCCCUGUAUUGCUUUGGACAGUGAGAGGGGCAGGAAAUGUUUGAAAUGUUUUCGACACGCUUGUUACAGUACCUUCCCUGUUUAUUAAGAGAGGCUUUUUUCUUAUUGUUUCAUGUUUGUCAGUUAUGUCAAUUACGUUUUUGUGUACCUGUUUGCCGGAAAAGUAAUGCU
Messenger RNA from Xiphias gladius (swordfish), 5108 nucleotides. Its product is annotated as vasorin-like. Gene Ontology annotation, biological process: negative regulation of transforming growth factor beta receptor signaling pathway. The record is from RefSeq and is a predicted model, not a curated record. NCBI's taxonomy places the organism in Eukaryota, Metazoa, Chordata, Actinopteri, Istiophoriformes, Xiphiidae. Gene Ontology annotation, molecular function: transforming growth factor beta binding. Bases 303 to 2429 code for a protein of 708 amino acids. Gene Ontology annotation, cellular component: plasma membrane; extracellular matrix. The transcript is spliced from 2 exons.